Molecule: messenger RNA, 1576 nt
Organism: Phyllotreta striolata
Lineage: Eukaryota; Metazoa; Arthropoda; Insecta; Coleoptera; Chrysomelidae
Source: the annotation of a GenBank genome assembly
GUGUCAACCUCACCCAUUACACCGGAUAGUGAUAAUAAAAUUCAUUUUUUAGGUGUGGUUCUGUUUUAGUAUUAAAUUUGCAGUAUUUAUAAAUUAAAUUCAGUUGCAAUGAAUGGAAAAUUGCCAGCCUGUGUGAUAGACGUCGGGACUGGGUACACAAAAUUGGGUUUUGCUGCAAAUAAAGAGCCUCAAUUUAUAAUUCCAUCGGCUAUUGCUAUUAAAGAAAGCGCUAAAGUCGGUGACACGAACACCCGCAGACUAAACAAAGGCGUAGAAGAUCUCGAUUUCUUCAUAGGCGAUGAAGCAUUUGAUGCCACCGGAUACUCUGUGAAGUACCCAGUUCGACAUGGGCUCGUGGAAGAUUGGGAUUUGAUGGAAAAGUUCCUAGAACAGUGCAUUUUUAAAUAUCUUCGAGCCGAACCGGAAGAUCAUCACUUUCUCCUAACAGAACCUCCACUCAACACCCCAGAAAACAGGGAAUAUCUAGCGGAAAUUAUGUUCGAAUCAUUCAACGUGCCAGGUUUAUAUAUUGCCGUGCAAGCCGUUUUAGCCUUGGCUGCCAGCUGGGCUAGUAGGGGCAUCGAAGAACGUACUCUUACUGGAAUUGUUAUCGAUAGUGGUGAUGGUGUUACCCACGUAAUUCCAGUGGCUGAAGGUUACGUUAUUGGAAGCUGCAUAAAGCACAUUCCAAUCGCCGGAAGAAAUAUUACCUAUUUUAUUCAGUCGUUGUUAAGAGAAAGAGAAAUCGGAAUCCCUCCGGAACAAUCCUUGGAGACUGCUAAGGCGAUAAAAGAAAAAUACUGCUACAUAUGCCCGGACAUAGCGAAAGAGUUCUCGAAAUACGAUACUGAUCCGGCUAAAUGGAUGAAGAAGUACGAUGGGGUGAAUUCCGUUACGAAGCAACCCUUCAGCGUUGAUGUCGGUUACGAAAGAUUUUUGGGGCCGGAGAUUUUCUUCCAUCCGGAAUUUUCCAAUCCCGAUUUUACUGUUCCGUUAUCGCAGAUCGUUGAUGAUGUUAUUCAGAAUUGUCCUAUUGAUGUACGCAGGCCUUUGUAUGAUAAUAUUGUUCUGUCUGGCGGUUCGACUAUGUUCAAAGAUUUCGGUAGAAGGUUGCAGAGAGACAUAAAGAGAACUGUGGAUGCAAGACUGAAGUUAAGUGAGACACUCGGCGGAGGUCGAUUGAAGCCAAAGCCUAUUGAUGUCCAAGUAAUUUCACAUCAUAUGCAACGUUAUGCUGUUUAUUUCGGAGGUAGCAUGUUGGCCUCCACUCCCGAAUUCUACACAGUUUGUCAUACAAAAGAAGAUUACGAAGAAUUUGGACCCCGUAUAUGUAGGCACAAUCCAGUAUUCGGUACAAUGACAUAAUUACAUUAUUUUAUAUUUAUUUUUUACUUUUUUUAUACUUCAUGUAAAGUAAAUAGUUUUAAAGCCGAUUGUUAAAUAUAGGUUCAUUUUCUAAUUUCAUAUUUAUUUGUAAUAAUUGUAGCUGGAUUUGCCAGCAACUUUUUAAACCCAACUUUCUUGUACCUUGAUAUUGUUAUAUUAAGAAUUGUUAGUUUUUAAAGAUUAUAAGAUU